This is a messenger RNA of Zea mays, 852 nucleotides long. Its product is annotated as 40S ribosomal protein S7. Gene Ontology annotation, biological process: ribosomal small subunit biogenesis; rRNA processing; translation. The record is from RefSeq and is marked validated. Gene Ontology annotation, cellular component: small-subunit processome; cytosolic small ribosomal subunit; ribosome. Gene Ontology annotation, molecular function: structural constituent of ribosome. NCBI's taxonomy places the organism in Eukaryota, Viridiplantae, Streptophyta, Magnoliopsida, Poales, Poaceae.
ACACCUCCUCGAAACCCUAGCGCCGGCGCCUCCACUUCGUUUUCCUCACUCUCUCCUCCAGCUCAGGGUCCGGCGGCGAAGGGAAGGCAAGAUGUACACCGCGAGGAAGAAGAUCCAGAAGGAGAAGGGCCUUGAGCCCUCCGAGUUCGAGGACUCCGUUGCCCAGGCUUUCUUUGAUCUGGAGAACGGGAACCAGGAGCUCAAGAGCGACCUCAAGGACCUGUACAUCAACAAUGCUAUCCAGAUGGAUGUUACCGGGAGCAGGAAGGCUGUUGUCAUCCACGUCCCAUACCGCCUGCGCAAGGCCUUCAGGAAGAUCCAUGUCAGACUCGUCAGGGAGCUGGAGAAGAAAUUCAGCGGCAAGGAUGUGGUAAUUGUUGCUACAAGGAGGAUUGUGAGGCCACCCAAGAAGGGUUCAGCUGUUCUGCGCCCUCGCACCAGGACUCUGACUGCUGUUCACGAUGGCAUCUUGGAGGAUGUUGUCUACCCAGCUGAGAUUGUGGGGAAGCGUGUCAGAUACCGUCUGGAUGGUUCCAAGAUUAUCAAGAUUUUCUUGGACCCAAAGGAGAGGAACAACACUGAAUACAAGCUGGAGACCUGCACUGCGGUCUACCGCAGGCUGUGUGGGAAAGAUGUGGUCUUUGAGUACCCUAUGACCGAAAAUGCAUAAAUAUGAUGCCCUCUGGAUAUCUCCACUCUAUUUCGUUGAUUCUGAAUGUUAUGUUGGGUCUCCCUAUGUACUUCAAAAACAUAGUUUUGAUGCUAAAGUUGCCUAGCAAUUUGGUACGGGGAAGUGGCAGUGGACGUGAACAAUGUUAAGUUUUGAGCAUUUAAAUUAAACCUUUGCCCUGA